AUGCCAUUCCUAUUUCACUCCGUUUUUGUGUCGAAUUUAUUGACAAAGGCUGUGACCAUCAGUAGUACACCAAUUAUUAAUGGUUCAACAAUGACCAUUACGAGAUAUAGUGAUUGGAACAAUAAAGUUGGUGAAUUAAUUGAGCAAAACAAUAUUGACACAGUAAUUAUCAGACCCGAAACACAGAUGUUCAACACAAUUACAGAAAUCGAUGGCUUAAAAGUUUCAACUUUCAUCAUUGAUAAUCUUUUUGUCACAACUUUUGAUGAGAAUGUAUUCAAGGAAAAUAAGUUUAUCAAGACAGUUCAAUUAACAGAUUCAGUUACUGAAAUCUCAGAUUCAUGCUUUGAAGACUCUACACUCGAGACAAUUAAUCUUGAUCGUGUAACUAAGUAUGGAGGAAGUGUUUUCAAAGGCUGCCUUAACUUAAAGAGUCUCUCAAUAAAUGCUGACACCAUACCAAGUAGCUUUGCCCGUGGCUGCUAUCAGUUGACAUCAGUCAAAUUCAAUAAAGAAAAGACAACAAUCUUAAACACCGCUUUCGCAUCCUGCAUUUCACUUACAGAGAUCGAUCUUACAAACGUUGUCUCCGUUGGCGAUGGUGCUUUCAAAGAUACUGAAAUCACAAAAAUUCAUAUCCCACAACAGUUACAAUCCAUUGGAGCAAAUGGCUUCUAUCGUUCCAAAAUUACCGAAAUAACAAUUGAUGAUCGUAACAACCUCUACUUGGACAUCGGAAGUGGUGCAUUUGCUUAUACAAUGCUCAAAGAAGUCAAAAUCCCAGAAUACGUCACUUUAGCAUCUGGUGCUUUCCAGAAUAACCCAUAUUUAACAAAAGUUGAAGUAUUAGGUGACUUAAACGCUUUGCCAGAUUAUUGUUUCUGCCAUUGCCACUUACUCAAAACCGUAACCACCAAAAAGGUAACAACAAUUGGAGUUCAAGCCUUCUACAAUGACAAAGAAUUGGCUGACUUCACAGUCGCCGAUUUACAGGCAAUUGGCGACCAGGCUUUCGAAUUUUGUGGCAAUUUGAAGAUGACAAUUCCAGCAACAACUCUUACAAUUGGAAACUUCGCUUUCGGAUACACUAAAUCCGUGAAAAUAGCAGAAGGAAGCCUGUUAAAGUCUGUCGGACAAUACGCUUUCGUCGGCAGCCAAAUCGAUGAAGUUGUUGUCUCAUUCGCAGUUGAUAUCGGUUCUUUCCAGGGUUGUCAUAAACUUACAAAAGUGACAAUCACUUCACCUUGCAACAAAAUUGCCUCAUAUUGCUUCUGCAACUGCACAAACAUUAACACACUCAUUAUCCAAGGUGGAUUAGAAUCAAUUGACAGCUUUGCUUUCUCAUCAUGCUUCGGAUUGAGAAAUAUUGAUAUUUCCAAUGUUUCUGUUUUGAAUUCUGACAGUUUCUCAUUUGUCGAAAUUGAGAAAGUCAAAAUGUCAAAUUGUGUCAUUGCCAACAAUGCGUUUUACGGAUCAUCAUCUAUUACCCAAAUCACAUUGACAAAAGAAACAAAAUCAUUUGAUGCAACACCAUUUUCUCAAUUCAAGAUCAAAAAUGUUAUUUUAGAAGAUGGCAACAAGUAUUUGACAGUUAAAGAUGGUUCCUUUGUUUACUACAAUUCUUCAACAUUGGCAUUCGCUUUGCCAGAUGCUAAAUCAUUCACAGUUCCAGAUUAUUGCAAAGGAAUCCAACAUGGAGCAUUUUCCAUUGCAAGAAAACUCACAAAAAUUGUCUUUGCAAAUAAGAUUGACUUAACACAAGUUAAUUUGCAGGAUUCUGCUUACAUUUAUCAAGUUACUUUCUCAAUCAAUGAUGACAAUUUGACAAUUCCAAAAGAAUUCUUUGCAAAUUGUCAAAAUCUUGAAAAAGUAAUUUUCGAAACAAAGAUAAAGACAAUUCCUGAAAAUUGUUUCGCAAAUUGCAUCAAUUUGUACCAAGUUGUUUUACCAACAACAUGCGAAACAAUCGAAACACGCGCUUUCUAUAAUUGCCAAUCACUUUCAAAGGUUGACAUUUCAAAGGUAACUUCAAUUUACCCAGAAACAUUCAUGAACAGUGGAAUUUCUAAUUUGAAGUUUGAUAACUGUCACUUUUUGAACACAUCACUUUUCAAGAAUUGUUUCAAUUUGAAGACCUUUGAUUUCACAGGAAUUAUCUAUGUUUCCAACAAUUGCUUCGAGAACUCAUCACUCAAAACAAUUACAUUAGAUGAAAGAAGUUUCAUUGAAGACGAAGCAUUCAAAGAUUGCCAUCUUUUGACAAAAGCUGAUUUGAGUUUAAUUACAUCCAUUCCAAAGGGCUGCUUCUUGAACUGCAUCAAAUUAAGUGAAGUUGUCAUGAGACAUUCUGUUUUAACCAUUGGUGAAGAAGCGUUUGCAAACACUUCACUCGUGGAAGUUGUUAUUCCAGACAGAGUUUCAUUUAUAGGAAAGAGAGCAUUCAGAGAUACUCUUUCUCUUAAGACAUUGACAUUAGGAAAGGGAAUUACAACACUCACAUGGGAAGAUGCAUUAUUCGUUCGUUCUAAUGUCGAAAAAAUCAUCAUCGACAAAGAUUGCAAGAUCAUUGAAAGAGAUGCUUUCGAAUUGAAUCCAAAUCUCAAGAUCGAAUUCAAGGACAACAGAUUCUUCUCAUUCAUUGAUAAUUUCAUUGUCAACACAUUGACAUCAACAUUAUUGACAUCUGUUGGUAAAUUAGAGCCAUUCAUCAAGAUCCCAACAACAAUUGAUUUCGUAAGUUUGGCAGGAAUCAAACACGAAGAGUUCAUUGAUGAAUUCCACCAGAUCUACACAAGAUACACUGACAUUUCACAGACAUUUGUAACAAGACCAGACAGAGCACAAAUCAUUGAAGUCCCAGAAACAGUCAAACAGAUACAAGACAAACCAACAGGAUACAUUAAUUACAAGAGAUUAUUCUACAAUGGAACAUACAUGCAAGAAAUGAGUGUUCCUCAAGCUGACGAAAGAAUUGCAACACUUAGAUAUAACUUCCCACAGUUAUACACAACAAAUUAUAUAAUUGGAGAUUCUUGCUCUGAUAACUUGGAUUAUGAUGAAUUCAAGUGGAGACAUGUUUUGGGAAUGUCUUCAUUAGAGAAAGGAAUGAUUGCUGCUGUUUCUAUCGCUGGAGUUGCCCUUAUCGUUUCUUUGAUCUUAUUAUUACUUAUUGUCUUCAAGAUGAAACGACACGGAAAUUACGAAGCAGUUUCAAUGCAGACAAUUCUCACUUCUCAGCCAGAAAAAGUCUAA
This is a messenger RNA of Trichomonas vaginalis G3, 3252 nucleotides long. RefSeq names its product leucine-rich repeats (6 copies)-containing protein. The record is from RefSeq and is a predicted model, not a curated record. The transcript has a single exon. The coding region runs from base 1 to 3252 and encodes 1083 amino acids. NCBI's taxonomy places the organism in Eukaryota, Parabasalia, Trichomonadida, Trichomonadidae.